Molecule: messenger RNA, 1882 nt
Organism: Trichomycterus rosablanca
Lineage: Eukaryota; Metazoa; Chordata; Actinopteri; Siluriformes; Trichomycteridae
Product: aldehyde dehydrogenase, mitochondrial-like
Exons: 13
Coding region: 41-1597 (518 amino acids)
Molecular function (GO): aldehyde dehydrogenase (NAD+) activity
Source: RefSeq, a predicted model, not a curated record
CUAUGUUUGGGCAGAGCUACCUGUUUGCUUGACCGUCGCAAUGCUCCGCGCCGCCAUAACCCGAAAUAUCACGCAUUUCUCCCGUAUCUUGGUAUACAGGUUUUCCACCGCAGCAAUUCCUGCACCCAACCACCAGCCCGACGUCAACUACAACAAGAUUUUCAUCAACAAUGAGUGGCAUGAUGCAGUUACCAACAAAACUUUUCCAACCAUCAAUCCAGCCACUGGAGAAGUGAUCUGCCAUGUUGCAGAAGGUGACAAGGCCGAUGUAGAUAAGGCGGUAAAGGCUGCAAAAGAUGCAUUCAGACUUGGCUCUCCAUGGCGGCGCAUGGAUGCAUCACACCGUGGGAUGCUCCUGCACCGCCUGGCUGAUUGCAUUGAGAGAGACUCUGCAUACUUAGCUGAGCUAGAGACUCUGGACAAUGGAAAGCCCUAUGCUGUGUCUUACACUGUUGAUUUGCCAAUGGUUGUCAAGGUCUUGAGAUAUUAUGCUGGCUGGGCUGAUAAAUGGGAGGGCAAGACCAUUCCAAUCGAUGGUGAUUAUUUCUGCUAUACUCGCCAUGAGCCUAUUGGAGUUUGCGGUCAGAUUAUUCCUUGGAACUUCCCUUUGCUGAUGCAGGCCUGGAAGCUUGGGCCUGCUCUGGCUACAGGUAACACAGUGGUAAUGAAAGUGGCAGAACAGACCCCUCUCACUGCACUCUAUGUGGCCAGCCUGAUUAAGGAGGUGGGCUUCCCCCCUGGUGUUGUGAACAUCAUCCCUGGGAUGGGUCCUUCAGCUGGAGCAGCCAUUGCUUCUCAUAUGGACGUAGAUAAAAUUGCUUUCACUGGCUCUACUGAGGUUGGUCACCUGAUCCAGCAAGCCUCUGGUGGAAGCAACCUGAAGAAAGUAACUUUGGAACUGGGUGGGAAAAGUCCUAACAUUGUUUUAUCUGAUGCCAACAUGGAGCAAGCAGUGGAGCAAUCCCACUCUGCCAUCUUUUUUAACAUGGGACAGUGCUGCUGUGCUGGUUCACGCACCUAUGUGCAGGAGAGCAUCUACGAUGAGUUUGUGGAGCGCAGUGUGGAAAAAGCAAAGAAAAGAGUGGUGGGCGAUCCCUUCAACCUUAAAACUGAGCAUGGACCACAGGUUGAUAAUGAGCAGUUUCAAAAGAUUCUAGGUUACAUCAGUAGUGGAAAGCAGGAAGGAGCUAAGCUUAUGUGUGGAGGUGGUGUGGCAGCAGAUCGUGGGUACUUCAUCCAACCGACCAUCUUUGGGGAUGUUCAGGAUGGCAUGAAAAUUGCCCGUGAAGAGAUCUUUGGACCGGUAAUGCAAAUUAUGAAGUUUAAGUCUAUGGAAGAAGUGAUUGAGCGAGCCAAUGACACCAUGUAUGGCCUUGCAGCUGCGGUCUUCACCACCGAUAUCAACAAGGCGCAAUACGUUUCCAACAGCCUCCGUGCUGGCACUGUGUGGAUCAACUGCUACAAUGUGUUUGGAGUCCAGGCACCCUUUGGUGGUUUCAAGGCUUCUGGGACUGGACGUGAACUGGGGCAGUAUGGCCUGGAAAACUACACAGAAGUCAAAACCGUGAUGAUUAAAAUCCCGCAGAAAAAUUCGUAAAUGGUCUUGAGUGACUAAAGAAACCAGUGCAGUGGAAAUGCAGAAAAGUGGCAUACUACAUAAGUACACAGCUUUUUUAGUUGACUUCAUGACUCAUUUUUAUGCAGUGUAUAAGACAUGUAGGUUAUACAUGUAUGCUUUUGAGAGUUCUUGUUUCUUAUUUAAAGAGCACAUAUUCUUAAAAAAAAAUAUUUUGGUAAAGGCAUUUACAUUGAUAUUGACUGUGUUACACUUUACACUGGUAUUGAAGUGCAUCUUUUCUACAAUAAAUGCUUUUUUAGUGUG